Triticum turgidum subsp. durum (durum wheat) is the source of this 621-nucleotide messenger RNA. The record is from the annotation of a GenBank genome assembly. Lineage: Eukaryota; Viridiplantae; Streptophyta; Magnoliopsida; Poales; Poaceae.
AUGGCACGAACACAGAUGGACACCAUCAUCUUUUCCGCCAUUGUCUUCAUGUUGCUUUUCGUGACCACGACGGCUCAAGCCAGUGGAUCUGGUGGUGCCAAGCCCAAGGCGACCGACCUCAUGAUAGAAGCGUGCAAGAACGCCACAUUAAACAACGCAUAUGCGGAUCCUGUCAGAGAGGAAUUCUGUUUAACGACCCUCCAGUCAGACAAUCGAAGCGCUGAGGCUAAGGACCUCCGUGACUUGCUGCAAGUCACCGUCGACAUCCUUAGGGGUCGAGUCACUACUACCAGCAGCAAGGUCAAGAAAAUGUUGGAAAACACCAAGAAGGGCACGGUGCCAAUGCGCAUCCUCAGUUUGUGUGAGGUGGAUUAUGACACCAUGGUGAGUGUCAUCAACAUAUGUGAUGCCAUUAUCAGGGAUUACCAACGUGACGAGGGCAGGCAAUGGUCCAAAGAGCUAGUCCGUUGGAUGGAUAUGGCACGUGAUCAUGUCAAUGAGUGCAUCUCUGAGCUUGUUGACAUGCCUGCAGUGGGGGCUCUUGUCAAUAAAAACAAUGAAUUGGAAAUGCUGGUUAAACUGAACACCGCCUUGGUAGCAGCCCGUAUGUUUCCCGAGUAA